GGCAUGCUGAAACUGCAAAACUGAGAAAGCAACAACUGAUACAACUCCCUUUGGAACCUCUAUAAUCUGCACGGUUUGAUCUUUACUUUGAAGGCAUGACAAAGGACAUAUGCCACUUUUCCUCAUCUUCAACUUGAGAUUAAUAUGGAGAUCAUGAAUCGAACGGGCACGAUGAGGAAACAUAGACGAAAAUCUACUUUGCGUAGCAAUGGCUUUUCUUGCAAUGAACACUAGCAUUUCCAUGGGAUUCAUUCAGUACAACCCUAUGAUACUAACACAACAGAAAGAUACAACUGUUUCAAUCAAAAUUCACCUUCUUGUUAGUUAGUUAGUACCAGCCAUCAAGGCCUCCUCCAAAUUUCAGCUCUCCAAAAUUAUGUGUGUUUACAAUCUGAUCCCUCACUUACUUAGAUUGUUGACAUAGAAAAAUAUAAGUGACCAUUUUGUAACACGAUUAAGUUGAGUGCCAUUCUUGUCAAUUUAACCAACCGGAACUUCGUCGCCCUUUAAUUCUCAAAAAUCCCCAAUCGUUCGACUCAUUCUUCUACAUACCUCCGGGCUAAGAUCUGCAGUGAUAGCAUUCGAAUCAAUCAAACCACGGAGAAGCGAGUAAAAUAUCAUCCAUGGCUACGGAGCAGAGUUUCCAAGUUCGCAAGCUACAGCUAUCAGACAAAGGAAAAGGAUUCAUCGAUCUCCUGCGACAGCUCAGCGUCUGCGAUCCCAUCUCCGACGAGGAUUUCGAGGCCAGGUUUCAGGAGCUGAGCUCCCAUGGCGACGACCACCUCAUCUGCGUGAUCGAAGAUGAACGGCAGGGGAAGAUUGUAGCCACCGGCUGCGUUUUCGUCGAGAAGAAGUUCUUGAGGAACUGCGGCAAGGUCGGACACAUCGAGGACGUGGUGGUCGAUUCAGGCGCCAGAGGGUUGCACUUGGGGAAGAAGAUUGUGGAGUUUCUCGCCGACCAUGCGCGGUCCAAAGGUUGCUACAAGGUGAUUCUGGAUUGUAGCAGCGAGAACAAGGCGUUCUAUGAGAGAUGUGGGUUCAAGGAGAAGGAAAUCCAGAUGGUUCAGUAUUUUGUUUAGAACUGUUAAGAAUUGAUCUCCAAUUCUCCAUUGUAAUGUUCUUUCUGCCUGGUAAUUGUUUUGAAUUGGAACUGGCAAGAAUUUUGGUUAAACCUUCACUGUGCCCGAGAUGAAACGGCGUCGUAUCCGAAUUGCGACUGCGUACCUCCUCACCUGCCAACUGCCAUUGAAAAAGUAAAACUAAAAAGGAAGA
Linum trigynum is the source of this 1272-nucleotide messenger RNA. Lineage: Eukaryota; Viridiplantae; Streptophyta; Magnoliopsida; Malpighiales; Linaceae. The record is from the annotation of a GenBank genome assembly.